This is a messenger RNA of Cucurbita pepo subsp. pepo (vegetable marrow), 1378 nucleotides long. RefSeq lists its product as uncharacterized. The record is from RefSeq and is a predicted model, not a curated record. Gene Ontology annotation, molecular function: DNA-binding transcription factor activity; DNA binding. NCBI's taxonomy places the organism in Eukaryota, Viridiplantae, Streptophyta, Magnoliopsida, Cucurbitales, Cucurbitaceae.
CAAUAUAAACGUCAGUUUGAUCCAAUCAAUGAACUGGAGUGGAGCUUUGUUGAUUAUUUGAAGUGGGAAUCAGCCUUUUAGAUCGAGGACUUCAAACUUUGUUGAUUCAUUCUUCAAUUACCUUCAAGAGGAACAUAAACUUGAGCUAUUCAAGCUCAAUCUCAUCAUCUUCUAUUCAUGUAUUGCAGCAACCUAUUAUUGAAUUUUCGAGAUCGACGUAAGCGGGACGGGACCGAUGAAAGGCGAGCGAGUCGAGCCGAAGAGAAGUUCAAUCCAUUGUCAUCAAGAAAAUGCUCAUUGAUUGAUUUGAAUGAAGAGGCAAGGGUUGAAGUUGAAGAUGGUGAUCAUGACGCUAAUGUAGUAGUUGAGCAAAAUGAAGAGAGAAAAAAAUAUGGAAGCACUUCAAUUCAGAAUGCUAAUAACUCAUCAAGAGAACAAAAUGCAAGGAGGACAACAGUGAGACAGUAUGUUAGAUCAAAGGUGCCUCGUCUACGUUGGACUCCUGAGCUUCAUCUCAAUUUUGUGAAUGCUGUUGAAAGGCUUGGUGGCCAAGAGAGAGCAACACCCAAGUUGGUUCUUCAGCUGAUGAAUGUGAAAGGACUAAGCAUUGCCCAUGUUAAGAGCCAUUUACAGAUGUAUCGAAGUAAGAAGCUUGACCAAACGGGGCAAGUUAUAGGAGAAGCAUGCAAUGGGGUGAUGCAUGGGCAUGGAGGAUACUUCAAUAGCAGUAAUAAUGGCAUCAUGAGCUUAUUGCUCCAACAACCAACCCGCCAUUCUUGCUGCCAUCCAGUACUCACAAGGCAUCUCCAUUCCCACUUUGGAACUGGUAGAACAACACUUUUUGCACCCUAUCAUGGCAGGCCUUACAGCCAAGUUUUGGAGCAAAAGAGUAGAUGGAGUAGCUUAGGAGAAAGGGCGUGGAAGAUGAGAAGAAUGAAUGAUCCAACGGCAAGUCAUGGAAAGAUAAGAGAGUUGAGAGAGGCAUGGGAGCCAGAGUUGCAGCUGGGAUUGAGCCACACAAAGAGUAAUAGUAAUAAAGAAAUCACCACUGAACUUUCCCUUUCUUGAAUGCUACCUGUGUGAUGUCAUAUAUACAUAUUAUACACAAAGCCAAAAGGAUAGAGAAGUGAAGUGAAGUUGUUGGUUGAGUUGCAGAGAAGAUGAUGAUGAUGAUGAUAAUAACAAUGUGGUCUCCUAUUGCAAAAUCAGCUGGCCAUGAUAAUUGUACCCAAUAAUAGUUUGAGGGACAGAGAGAAAAAAAGGGGAAGAACUUUUGCAGCCGUUUGGGUUUGAAUUCAUUUUGAGUUUUGGCAUUCAUUGCAUGUAUGGCAGACAAACAACACUCAUAAUGUAACUCAUUGCAUAUUCUUCACUUUAA